Molecule: messenger RNA, 2455 nt
Organism: Dermochelys coriacea (leatherback sea turtle)
Lineage: Eukaryota; Metazoa; Chordata; Testudines; Dermochelyidae
Gene: RANBP3L
Product: RAN binding protein 3 like
Exons: 16
Coding region: 190-1863 (557 amino acids)
Biological process (GO): protein export from nucleus
Cellular component (GO): nuclear pore; cytoplasm
Molecular function (GO): GTPase activator activity
Source: RefSeq, a predicted model, not a curated record
AAAGAUGUGACUCAAUACUUCUCUACAAAUGGAAAGUUCCACUGUUAAACAAACUCCAAGGUUCUUUGGCUGAGUCUUUGAUUUUUGGCUUAUGGGGAUUCUAAGAAGGUUAAUAAACUGAAGUUUAAAUCUGUUGCACUGGAACUCAGUUUUCUUUUGGUGUUUUCAGCUUUAAAGAGGACCGUAAGUAUGAGACACCAAGAAGUUCCUGCUAGCGAAGCAAAUGCAUUAUAUACAGGGAUAGGACCUUCAUGUACAGGUAACAAUAUUACAGUCAGCUCUGUGCAUCACAUGAAGGACAAACCUUACCUCACCAAAAGAAGAGGAUGUCCCAGUGAUACUUGGACCGUGAACCAAGCUACUGGUACCAGUACUCAUGUGCAUAAACAAACAAUCAGCGAUCAGUUCCCCAGCUUGGGUAACAGUGAAUUAAAGUGCAGCGAUGAAUGCUACACAGAGACAUCAGUUAUUGCUCAGCCCAUAUUUAUUUUUGAAAAGAAAGAACGACCUUUCAAGAGGCCUGCAGAAGACCUGGUUUACAAGGCUGAGAAUGAUUUCAUUGGUUGUUCCAGGAAACGGGCAAGGUCUUCAUCUUUUACUUUCCAAACAUCUGACUCGCAGUUCUACAUGGAUACAGCACUCUCUCGGAAAAGAAUGAGAUCAUCUUCCUGUACUUCCAUCCUUCCUACUUUUCCUCCAUCACAGCCAGUAAAGAAUAACAUAUUCAUGACCUCAGCUCUUCUCCGGAGAAACCAUGACAUCACAAGAACAGAAAAAGGACCCUCAUCACCAAUUCAGCAGUGGACUGUCAUAAGACCUGCCAUUUUACAGCCACCACAGUCUCAGAUAUGUGAGGAAAGAAGGCAGAUGUGCACUGAAAAUACGCGGGCAUCUUCCAAAGCUAAAGAGAAAGCAAAUAUUCAGUUAUCUAAAGAAAGCUCUCGUUGCCCAGCAGAGAAUUCAGCAAGUUCUGAGACAACAGUGAGGCCAUCUAUCUCCUUGCACCUUACUAGCCCUAAAACAAUAGGAAAUCAGCCAGUUGAAGAUGUAACUUUUUUAAACAGAAAUUCUACUUUUGUGUUUGGAGAAAACAUGGUAGAGAGAGUUUUGAGUCCUCAAAAAUCUCCCAAGCUGCAUAAUGAAACUGAUCUAUGCAAGAGAGAAAUAACAUCCACAGAUGCCAAAACUUUUCAUAUUGGUUAUUCACAUACAAAAACGUUUUUUGCCAAGAAGUCAACACUAAUUGAAUCAGCUGCAGCUUACAUUUCCAAACCAGCACAGAAAUAUUUGUUAGAUAAAGUUGAAGUUAUAACAGGGGAAGAAGCAGAACAUAACGUGUUGCAGAUCAGUUGCAAGCUUUUUGUAUUUAAUAAACUCUCACUAUCCUGGACUGAAAGAGGAAGAGGAUCCCUGAGGCUUAAUGAUACUUCAAGCAAUAAACAUGGAACAUUACACUCAAGGCUAGUUAUGCGAAAUCAAGGCAGUUUGAGAUUGAUUCUCAACACCAAACUCUGGACUCAGAUGGCGAUAGAAAGAGUAAAUCGCAAGAGUUUGUGCAUCACUGCGACAGACCUAGAAGAUCAUUCUGUUAAAGUAUUUCUAAUACAGGCAAGUUCAAAAGAUACUGAGUACCUGUAUGUAGCAAUACAUCACCGUCUUGUUGCACUGCGAAGCUUUGCUGAGCAAGAAUUGGAUGCAAAUCAGGUUGACACAGAGCCAGAAACAGCCUUUCGUUCAUUAAACUGUGAUAGUGACGAUGAUGAUGAAGAAGAUGAAACAAUAACUCAAGUGAGCAGCAAUGAAUCAGACCAUUCUAGAUGGAUCGCAGACAGCAUGUUGGUUGCUCAUGACAACUACCUAUGAUUACAGCAAUACAGUUGGUAGCUCAUCUUGCUGAAAAUUGUAAACCAUGUCAGCAAUCCUUGGAGAAAGGAAAUCCUAUGCAUUCACAUUCUAUGAUUUUUCAAGCAAAGAUUAACUUGCAGGACAACAUAAGUUUAAUACAGCAAAAAUGGACUUCAGAAGCACUUUAAGGAUUCCAAUCUUCAUUCCUUGUACUGGAAUGGGAAUGACAGGAUGGCCUCCAGUAUUCAAGAAACAUUACAAAGCCUUCAGAUUUGAAAUUAAUCAUAUAUAGAGACAUUAAUAAUGUGAUGGAUUUUAUAUCUAAUCAAAGUUCAUUCAUCAUAUUGAUGGAUAGAAUUGUUUAACCAUCAAAUAGUGAUAUUUCUAAAAAGAUAUAUUUAUUGAUUGUUUAUGUAAUGUCUGUUGAUAAAAAGAUGCAUAUUAUGAAAACUUUAAAUAUAGUUUCAUUGGAAAGAGCCAUUGUAAUUGUUUGGUAACAUUCAAGGUUCUAUGCUGCAGUCCGUAUUCAUGCAGAACUCCUUGUGAAUGGGAAUUUCAUAUGAGUGAAGUCUACGGAAACCAACCUUUAAUUAAACAAGAUCUUUGUUUU